UGCGUAACGAGCCGCUUCAUGAUAGCGACUAGACCGCCACCAUGUGGCCGACGUGUAGGCCGCUAAGGCCUCAGAUUGCUUUCACAUCCACCUCCAAAUCAACACGAUGGUCCGUGCUAUUUGCAUUGAACAGGACCAGGCUCUAUUACCAGAGUUCGGUGAGGCGACAAGGAGCUGCAGCUGCUGCGACGCCCAAGCAGGAAUCCGCCACCCCGGCAGCUGAAGAAGUCAAGGCAAUCCCAUAUGGCAACCUGACGAUCGGUGUUCCGCUGGAAGUUCGAACGGGAGAGAAGCGAGUUGCCAUCACUCCUCAAAAUGCCAAGCUACUGCUCAAGAAAGGUUUCAAGCAGGUUCUGGUUGAGCAAGGAGCUGGCUACGCUGCUCAAUUCUCGGCCCACGAUUAUGAGGAGGCCGGAGCAACUCUCGUCAAUGCCAGUCGUGUGUGGGAUGAUAGUGACAUCGUCCUCAAAGUCCGCCCACCAAGACUUCGCAGCACCACACUGUCACCCAAUAACUUCGUUCGUGGCUUCAAGGAGGGCGGCGUCUUGAUCUCUAUCUUGCAACCGGAUCUUGAGCGCAAUAAGAAAAUUGUACAGGCAUGUGUCGAGAAGAAGAUAACCACUUUUGCCAUGGACAAGAUUCCUCGCAUCACCAGAGCCCAAUCUUUCGAUGUAUUGUCCUCGAUGGCCAAUAUCGCAGGCUACAAAGCAGUGUUGGAAGCAGCUAAUAACUUUGGACGAUAUUUGACAGGCCAGACCACUGCAGCCGGCAAAGUGCCUCCGUGUAAGGUGCUGGUCAUCGGAGCCGGUGUGGCAGGUCUCAGUGCCAUCGCUACUGCCAGAAGAAUGGGAGCCAUCGUCAGAGGUUUCGAUACCCGAUCAGCUGCGCGUGAGCAGGUACAGUCUCUCGGUGCAGAGUUCAUCGAGGUCGACAUCGAAGAGACUGGUGAUGGUGGUGGUGGAUACGCGAAAGUCAUGUCAAAAGAGUUCAUCGAGGCUGAGAUGAAGCUCUUCAUGGCACAAGCAAAGGAGGUCGAUAUCAUCAUCACCACCGCCUUGAUCCCGGGUCGUGCGGCUCCGACAUUGAUCACUGAAGAAAUGGUCUCUGCAAUGAAGCCUGGUUCGGUGAUUGUUGAUCUGGCUGCUGAGGCUGGCGGUAACUGCGAAGUCACAGUUCCAGGAGAGCUGACGCAGCAUCAAGGUGUUACGGUCAUCGGAUAUACGGAUCUGCCUUCGCGACUGCCGACUCAGUCUUCCACGCUCUACUCCAACAACAUCACCAAGUACUUGCUUUCGAUGUCGCCCAAGGAAGGUCACUUUGGAAUCGAUCUAAACGAUGAAGUCGUACGAAGGUCAAUAGUGACCCACAAUGGCGAGAUACUACCGACUCUGCCACCAGUCGCGCCACCAGCGCCAGCCCCCGCAAAGGUAGAGGACAAGAAGGAAGAGGUCGUAGCCUUGACGCCCUGGCAACAGGCAGUGCGUGAGGUCAGUGUCAUCACAGGCGGCAUGACCACCGCUCUCGCUCUAGGCAAAGCGACUGGACCUAUCUUCAUGAGCAAUGCCUUCACCUUCGGUCUUGCAGGUCUGAUUGGGUACCGCGUGGUCUGGGGAGUUGCCCCUGCGCUUCACUCGCCCCUUAUGUCUGUCACGAAUGCUAUAUCCGGUAUGGUCGGCAUUGGUGGCUUCUUCAUCAUGGGAGGUGGUUACCUGCCGCAGACUCUACCGCAGUAUCUGGGCGCCGCAUCUGUACUGCUGGCUUUCGUCAACGUCGCUGGCGGGUUCGUCAUCACCAAACGAAUGUUGGACAUGUUCAGACGACCAACAGAUCCAAAGGAGUACCCAUGGCUAUACGCCAUUCCUGGUGUGCUGUUCGGCGGAGGUUUCUUGGCAGCAGCAACGACUGGAAUGGCAGGACUGGUGCAAGCAGGCUAUUUAGUCAGCAGUCUGCUAUGUAUUGGUUCUCUGUCUGGCCUUGCCUCCCAAGCGACAGCGCGAACAGGUAACCUGAUGGGCAUUCUCGGUGUAGGAUCUGGCGUUCUAGCAUCUUUGGCAGCUGUCGGAUUUCCAGUUGAGACCCUCAUCCAAUUCAUUGCCGUUGCUGGCAUUGGCAGCAUGGCCGGAGGACUCAUCGGCCGGCGCAUCUCUCCCACCGAGCUUCCACAGACUGUAGCUGCGCUGCACUCUGUGGUCGGUCUCGCAGCGGUAUUAACCAGUAUUGGCUCAGUCAUGGCUUCCGUCUCCCACUUGGAUCCACUACACAUGGUCACUGGCUAUCUCGGCGUCCUGAUCGGAGGUGUCACAUUCACAGGUUCCAUUGUGGCUUUCAUGAAGCUUGCCGGCAAGAUGUCCUCGCGCCCCACUGUUCUGCCAGGCAGACAUCUGAUCAACGGCGGAAUGUUGGCUGCUAAUGCCGCCACUAUGGGUUUCUUCCUUACUGCCGCGCCAGGAGCUCCCGUGAUCGCCGCCACGUGCUUGGGCGUUAACACUGCUCUGAGUUUCGCCAAGGGCUUUACAACAACUGCAGCUAUCGGUGGCGCCGACAUGCCCGUGGUCAUCACCGUGCUGAACGCGUACAGCGGCUUUGCUCUUGUGGCUGAAGGCUUCAUGUUGAACUCCCCCAUUCUCACAACUGUCGGUUCUCUCAUCGGCGUCUCAGGAUCCAUUCUCUCCUACAUCAUGUGUGUCGCCAUGAAUCGCAGCAUCACAAAUGUCUUGUUCGGUGGUAUUGCUGCUCCCGCAAAGACAGACCAAAAGAUUGAAGGAGAAAUCACCAAAACUUCCAUCGACGAAACUGUAGAGAUCAUGAAGGGUGCUCAAAAGGUUGUGAUCGUUGUCGGUUAUGGUAUGGCCGUCGCGAAAGCUCAGUAUCCAAUUGCGGAUAUCGUCCAAAUGCUUCGUGGACUGGGUUGUGAGGUGAAAUUCGCAAUCCACCCAGUCGCUGGACGCAUGCCCGGACAAUGCAACGUCUUGCUCGCAGAGGCCAGUGUUCCGUACGACAUCGUUCUGGAAAUGGACGAGAUCAAUGAAGAAGGCUUCGACGAUGUUGACCUUACACUCGUCAUUGGUGCCAACGACACCGUCAAUCCGAUUGCACUGCAAAAGGACAGCCCUAUUGCAGGUAUGCCUAUCAUCGACGCCUACAAGAGCAAGCAAGUCAUUGUCAUGAAGCGAGGCAUGGGCAGUGGUUAUGCUGAUAUUCCAAACCCAAUGUUCUAUGCGCCCAACACGAAGAUGCUGUUCGGUGAUGCCAAGCAGAGUUGUGACGCUAUUAGAGCGGCGCUUGAUGCGUCGAAGUAAUGGAUACAGUACGAGAUCAGAGAUCAUUA
This is a messenger RNA of Cercospora beticola, 3328 nucleotides long. RefSeq names its product NAD(P) transhydrogenase. Gene Ontology annotation, cellular component: mitochondrial inner membrane. Gene Ontology annotation, biological process: proton transmembrane transport; NADPH regeneration. Gene Ontology annotation, molecular function: NADP binding. NCBI's taxonomy places the organism in Eukaryota, Fungi, Ascomycota, Dothideomycetes, Mycosphaerellales, Mycosphaerellaceae. The record is from RefSeq and is a predicted model, not a curated record.